UUAAUCCACUGGCGGGCCUGGGAGCGAGACUAACGGCUCCAUUUUCAUUGGCGGCCCUUCAACCGUGAACAGCGGCAGAGGCUCGAUCAGUUAGCGGUCCUCACACUGCAGCACGAUCAGCUGGCGCUCAGCCCUCUUCGUGUUCACGAUGUGUAGAGGACAGGACAUGUAAGCAGCCGGGCUUCCCUUUCUAUGUUAGAGACCGGACUGUAGUAUUUCCUGGCCGCGUUGUCCUUUACCGAAGAUCCGGUGGAGACGCCGCGGAGAUUUUCCCCUGCCCGUCUUGGCCGGGGCCGCGGAACCUUGGUCGGCCGGGCCGCAUUCCUUCACUCUCUGAAGACCAGUGGGAAGGAGUGUCCGCCGCGUGAGUUCGCUGCCAGACUCGGCUGUUAUUCCUGGCUGGAUUACUAGACUUUGAGCAUCAACUGAUGAAGUAGGCUCUCCAUCAUGGCUUCUUUGCGGAUCAUCUGGGUAACCACAGUCAUUUCUAGCGUCGUGCUAUGCAAUGUCUGCGCUGGACAGAAAACAUUCCGUGUGGCCAGCUCAGCGGGCAGUUUCAUCAAUUUCGUGAUGGACCCUGAUACGAACUCCAUAUACAUAGGAGCCAGCAACAAGAUACUGAAACUUAGUAGGGACCUUGUGUUGGAAUAUGAGGUAAGCACAGGACCUGAGUUGGACAACCCGGCCUGUCUGCCUACCGGAGAGUGUACGUACGGCCGCCAGGUGACGGACAAUGUGAAUCAGGUGCUUGUGGUUGACACCAGUGCCAACAGGUUGAUCUCCUGUGGAAGCGUGCUCCAAGGCAGCUGCCAGCUGAGGAAAAGGGACGACCUGUCUCUCAUCGCGUAUCCCAAGUCCGAGCCACAUCAUUUCAUUGCUGCUAACAGUAUGGACGGGUCAACAUACGCAUUCAUCGCACCAGGACCGUCAGAUCAGGGAGAGGUCCUUUACGUAGGCGUGUCCCGAACAGACCGAGGUUUGUUCAGCAACCCACCAACUGUAUCCAGCAGAACAGUAGCUGCAGAUAGCAACAAUAUCAACAUUUUCAAGUUCGCCUCGUCAGACGAGUUUUCGGAGCCCAAAAUCGACAUGAACCCAAAUGUUCUAAGCAUAUAUCCAAAUUUCAACAUCAAGUAUGUCUACGGUUUCAGUAGUGGAUUUUACAGCUACUUUGUAACAGUACAGCCCGAGAGUUACAAUGUUCCCAACGGACCCCUACUGUCCAAGAUAGUGAGAAUCUGUCAUGAUGACAACAAGUACCACUCUUACAUUGAGCUCCCACUCAUGUGUUCAGCCAACUCAGUGAACUACAAUCUCGUGCAAGCAGCAUAUGUAGGAAAACCAGGAGCCAUCUUGGCUGGAAACAUGGGAGUAACUCCCAACGACGAUGUGCUCUUUGCCGUCUUCUCUAAAAGCCAAAGUUCGUCGGAUAAUCCAACCUCGUCCUCUGCCCUUUGUGUAUACACCAUCAAAGACAUCAACAGAGCCAUGAGGGCACGGAUACAAGACUGCUUCAACGGGAAUGGCAAUCUGGGAAUAGACUGGAGCACAGGGACACUCAGCACAGAGUGUAGACAGAGUAAUUUACCAAUAAACGACGACUUCUGUGGGUUUGAGGUGAAUCACCCCAUGGGCGGCACCAUGCCGAUUCCUGCCCAGCCCGUCUACAGCACCGACUCGGCCACACUGACCGCGGUGACAUCACUAGAGGUGCAGGAGUACACCGUGGUCUUUCUGGGCACCAGCAGAGGACAUUUGAAGAAGGUUGUGGUGACGUCAGGCACCAGUGGACAGGAAUAUGAGGACCUGACCGUGGUGGCGAACAGUGCCGUCCUCCCCAGCAUGUACUUCACACAGGACAAGAACUACAUCUACGUGGCCACACAGAGACAGGUGACGCUGGUGCCAGUAGAGAACUGUGGACAGUACAGCACCUGUGGAGAGUGUCUGGGAGUGAGAGACCCGUACUGCGGCUGGUGUGUGCUGGACAACAAGUGUUCUCGGAGGUCGGAGUGCAAUGAUGCUGACAUCACGUUCCGCUGGGCGACCACGCUGCAGGAGUGCCCCGCCAUCAGCGUCAACCCCGGCUUUAUCCCGCGCACACAGGGCAUUGUCAGGGUGACAAUCACUGGCCAGAACAUCCCAGCCCUGACCGGAGGACACUCCUACUCCUGCGUGUUUGGGGACUUUGCCACGACAAGUGCCACAGUGGUGGGCACACAGCUGUUCUGUAACUCCCCACCUGCCAGUAAGAUACCUGCCAUCACUGGACCACGAGACAACUUGGUGUCAGACCUCUUUCUGCUGGCAAGUGAGACCAAUCAGAAGUUUGUCAAGACCAACUUCACUUUCUAUGAAUGCAACGUACAUGCAUCCUGCUACAGCUGCACGUCUAGCACCUUCAACUGUGAUUGGUGUAUCUAUGACAACGUGUGCACACACCGCAGAACCGACGUCUGCAGAUAUGUCAGCAACUCCGAGCUGGUCUUGGGCAAUGAUGGUCCAGAUUCGUGUCCUCAGAUUCUACCCUCAGCAGAAGAGACAUUAAUCCCAGAAGGGGUCACCACUGAGAUUGUUUUGAAAGCAGCCAAUCUUCCAAUUCCAAAGUCAGGACAGCUGGGGUUCCAGUGUGUGCUGGAUAUUGAAGGGAACAUGAGGAGAGUUCAGGCCAACGUCCUUGAUGACCAAACCCUGCAGUGCCAACCUGCACAGUAUUUCUACAGCAGAAAAGUCUUAAGUCUUCCCAUCACCCUCUCAGUUGAAUGGAACGGACACUAUAUCAUAGACAACCCACGAAAUGCACAAGUGUUCCUGUACAACUGUUCUGUGACCCACACCUCCUGCGGCGUCUGCCACAAGUCGAACGAGAAGUUUCAGUGCGGCUGGUGCCACGACCAGAACCAGUGCACCAUCAGGGACCAGUGCCCGGCUAUGUGGCUGGACAGGCUACAGACAUGUCCCAAUCCAAGGGUACUAGAGUUCACGCCAGUGGCAGGGCCUGUGGAGGGAGGAACCAUAGUAACGAUGAGGGGGGAGAAUCUGGGCAAGCAGUUCUCCCAGGUAGACAACAAUGUGUACGUGGCUGGAAUUGCCUGUCAGACUCUGGAGACUGGCUUUAUACCUGAGGAACAGUUGACAUGUGAGACGGGUGGGUCCACCCAGGGCAUCACGGCAGGCCCCAUCCAAGUCAAGGUGGACCAGUACAGAGGGACGUCCAAUGCCAACUUUUCAUAUGUUAACUCGGUUAUCCUGAGUGUGAGCCCAACACGUGGUCCCAAGUCCGGGGGCAGCCGGGUGACCAUCACAGGUCAGCACAUGAACGCAGGCAGCACCAUCACAGCUUCAGUUGCAGGACAAGACUGUCAAGUCAUGGAUACAACGUCCACCACUGCCGUAUGCACCACCUCACCCUCCAACAUGCUGACCUCAGGAGGGGUCAGGAUGACCUUCGACAGGGCCAUCAAGGUCAACAACAACAUCCGCUUUGAGUAUGUGGUGGACCCGACAAUCAUCCAGAUCCUUACAGACAAAACAAUCAAAAGUGGUGGCCUCCCAGUACAAGUGAUGGGAACCAACCUGUUCUCAGUGCAACAGCCCAGGAUGACAGUUACUGUGGGCGGACGAACCUUCACGGGGGAACCCUGCAUGGUCAAGACAGAAAACAUCAUGGAGUGUCCAUCCCCUGGCAUCGUUGCAAAUAGGAACGCUACAGAGGACAACCCCAUCCAGGCUGACUUCUACGGUUUCAUCAUGGACGGUGUGCUAGCAACAAGAAACCUGUCCCAAGACAACUCCCUCUUCACUCCCUACCUGUACUACCCUGACCCCAUCUUCUACCCGUUUGAGGAUGGAGUGGAGCAGAUGACAGA
Branchiostoma floridae (Florida lancelet) is the source of this 3869-nucleotide messenger RNA. Its product is annotated as plexin-A4-like. The record is from RefSeq and is a predicted model, not a curated record. Gene Ontology annotation, cellular component: semaphorin receptor complex. Gene Ontology annotation, molecular function: protein binding; semaphorin receptor activity. Gene Ontology annotation, biological process: regulation of cell shape; semaphorin-plexin signaling pathway involved in axon guidance; regulation of cell migration. Lineage: Eukaryota; Metazoa; Chordata; Leptocardii; Amphioxiformes; Branchiostomatidae.